AUGCAGGCAACCUAUGAGGUGCGUGUCAGACACCUUUCAAUCUUAGAAUUCAUAAAUUCACAGAUUAAGAGCAAGAAACUAACGUUGAGAUCCCUGAUUUUCCAAAAGCAUCGUAUGCUUGGUGUUGGCCUGGGUCACUUAAGACUUGGUAAGCUUCUCCCAAAACCUGAAUCCAGGGGUACUGCCCCAAGAGUUGUGCAUACCGUCAUUACAAUAGACAGAGGAACAUCCCCUUGA
Molecule: messenger RNA, 237 nt
Organism: Prunus armeniaca (apricot)
Lineage: Eukaryota; Viridiplantae; Streptophyta; Magnoliopsida; Rosales; Rosaceae
Source: the annotation of a GenBank genome assembly